AUGGGUCGUGAGGGGCUAUGGGAGGGCGUGGUGUGUUGGCGUGGUGGCUGCAGCGGAGGCGGCGGCGGCGGCGGCGGCGGCGGCGGCGGCGGCGGUGGUGUCGGGGCUUCAUAUGCCGCGGUAUGCGGGGAGCCUGGUUGCAGCGUGCCGACCCACGUUUGCUGCACAGCCCACUCCAGUAGGCUGCGGAGAUCUCUGCGAGCCUACUUAUCUUCUGAAGCUUCACAUGUGGGCCUGUCGGAAAUCGUGGGUAAAAAGCUUUCUCAUCGGCUUCCAGUAUCGGUGCUAGCACUUGCUGUACACAAGACACGAAAGAAAUUUAUGGUGAGUGUCUCAGACAAAUUUUUACUGCGAUUCGGCGGCUUCCAAAUGGCAUCAGAAGUACGUAUCUCCAAUUUAAUGACAAACAUAACCCACGCUGCAAUUCAUGUAAUGUUGUUCAUACAUACGGAGACUUAAAAUCACACAAAUUGUGAAAUCACUAACAAUAAUUAUGCAUUGGUGCCAGCAUAUAUUAUGUAGCAUAAUUUGGAUUGCACACAAAUCAUAAUGUCUAUUUACAUAAAAUUUUAUGAAAAAUUGAUUAAGAAGCCUCUCCUUACUAAAAAAAAGUGUAAAUUUGUGCCUGCAGUCGCAGUUUAUUUAUUUUGGCUUCUGGCUACCGAUUCCAGUACACAGUA
This is a messenger RNA of Schistocerca gregaria, 680 nucleotides long. RefSeq lists its product as uncharacterized. NCBI's taxonomy places the organism in Eukaryota, Metazoa, Arthropoda, Insecta, Orthoptera, Acrididae. The record is from RefSeq and is a predicted model, not a curated record. The transcript has 4 exons. Bases 1 to 459 code for a protein of 152 amino acids.